This is a messenger RNA of Hydatigera taeniaeformis, 276 nucleotides long. NCBI's taxonomy places the organism in Eukaryota, Metazoa, Platyhelminthes, Cestoda, Cyclophyllidea, Taeniidae. The record is from the annotation of a GenBank genome assembly.
AUGAUCUCUUCAACGGCAAAUUUGGGUUGCAGCAUCAAAUAUAUGAAGCUAUUUGAAAUAGGCAACAGUUUUUUGCCUUCUUCAGCUGUCCCUCCAUCUGCUGUGGGUCCUGGUUUGGUGCCUUCGACCACAACUGGUGCGGAUGUGGAGACGGCGGCGGCUUCAAUCACGAUUGGUGCGGCGGCUGCUGUGGUGGUGGUGGAUGUCAUGGCGGUUUCCAUGGCGGUGCAUUUGGCGCUCACCAUGGCUUUGGACCGCGUUACUUCUAAAUCGUGA